AUGGUCUCAGAGGCAUCAAACUAUUCGACAUCACCGAAUCACUCAUCAUCUCACGCAUCAAAUAAGCAGCUCCCUCCUGGUCCGGUUUUGCUGCACAACAAAAACUUCAGCAACUACAACCUCUCAUCAAAAAAACUAAAUCGCCUCAACUAUCUACCUGCAUCAUAUCCUACCGUCACUCAGAUAUCCAACAUACUCGAUUCAAGACUGUUCAAGAAACGCAAGCAUGACUAUCAAGUCGCCACUCAAUCAACAUAUCAGGAUAAGACCUUCAUCACGAGACACCUUAAAUAUAUUAGCACUCAAAACUUUACCAUUAACUCAUUCUAG
Messenger RNA from Helobdella robusta, 330 nucleotides. RefSeq lists its product as hypothetical. The record is from RefSeq and is a predicted model, not a curated record. NCBI's taxonomy places the organism in Eukaryota, Metazoa, Annelida, Clitellata, Rhynchobdellida, Glossiphoniidae. The coding region runs from base 1 to 330 and encodes 109 amino acids. The transcript is spliced from 2 exons.